CUUCGCUGCACCAAACAAGAAGAUGAGGAUAGCUGUAGAAGGGUGUAUGCACGGAGACUUGGAUAAUGUUUAUGCCACCUUAUUGCAUUUGCAAGAAGUUCAAAAUAUAAAAAUUGAUCUCCUUUUAUGCUGCGGUGACUUUCAGGCUGUUAGGAAUGAGAAGGAUCUGGAAAGCUUAAAUGUGCCACCUAAAUUCCGGAGCAUGAACUCUUUCUGGAAGUAUUACUCAGGAGAGAAAGUAGCACCGUUUCCAACUAUAUUUAUUGGAGGAAACCACGAAGCAUCCAAUUACCUUUGGGAACUGUACUAUGGAGGAUGGGCAGCACCUCAGAUAUACUUCCUUGGAUUUGCUGGAGUAAUCAAGUUUGGCAACAUUCGUAUUGGUGGCCUUUCUGGAAUUUAUAAAUCACACCAUUACAAUAUGGGGCACUAUGAGAAGCUACCUUAUAGUGAACAGGAUAUUCGAUCGAUAUAUCAUGUUCGCGAGUAUGAUGUCCACAAGCUCUUGCAAAUUGAGGAACCAAUUGAUAUCUUUCUUUCACAUGACUGGCCUGUUGGCAUCACCGCCGGUGGGGACUUGAAAGCUCUUCUUCGUCAAAAACCUUUCUUUGAGCAAGAGAUUCAGGAAGGAACUCUGGGAAGCAAACCUGCUGCAGAAUUACUGGGAAAAUUGAGGCCUCCUUACUGGUUUUCUGCACAUCUGCACUGCAAAUUUGCUGCUUUAGUUCAGCAUGAGAAGGAUGGUCUUUCCACUAAGUUUCUUGCUCUUGAUAAGUGCCUCCCUGGUAGAAGCUUUUUGCAGGUUAUUGAAAUUGAAUCCGGACCAGGACCAUAUGAACUUCAACUUGAUGAAGAAUGGUUGGCUAUCACAAGAAAGUAUAAUGCUGUCUUGCCCUUGACAAUCAGGAAUGCGAACUAUAAUAAUGUACAUCUCGGCAUAGAACAGUGCCGCCAGUUUGUAAGAAAUAAGCUGCAGACAAGAGGAUCCAAGCCGUUUGAAUUUGUUCAGACUGCACCAUGCUACAAACCUUCUCAACCUGUAGCUGACGGUGUCUUCCAUGGUUUCUAUAAAAACCCUCAGACAGAAGCUCUUCUACAGUUUCUGGAACUUGAGUAUCUUCUCAAUAAAAUGCCAGAAUCAAGGAAGCUUGCUGCAAGUCAAGCCCCAUUAAUUUCAGGAUGUUCCUUCGAUUACCUCGGUGAAGAUAUACCCAUAGAUGAUAUAGAUGAUACAGAGGAUUUCAAAGAGGUUGACCUGGAAUAUGCUCAAGAAAGAUGAAUCUUAAGCUCAGAUCUUGUUGCAGGGAUUGAUUGGCUUUAAGGAUCGUUGAUUGUGCC
This is a messenger RNA of Solanum verrucosum, 1338 nucleotides long. RefSeq names its product lariat debranching enzyme. The transcript is spliced from 11 exons. Lineage: Eukaryota; Viridiplantae; Streptophyta; Magnoliopsida; Solanales; Solanaceae. Bases 23 to 1279 code for a protein of 418 amino acids. Gene Ontology annotation, cellular component: nucleus. The record is from RefSeq and is a predicted model, not a curated record. Gene Ontology annotation, molecular function: RNA lariat debranching enzyme activity. Gene Ontology annotation, biological process: mRNA splicing, via spliceosome.